This is a messenger RNA of Labrus bergylta (ballan wrasse), 8815 nucleotides long. Lineage: Eukaryota; Metazoa; Chordata; Actinopteri; Labriformes; Labridae. The record is from RefSeq and is a predicted model, not a curated record.
GCAGAUGGAGGUGGCAGGGUACAUGAGUGAUGGGGACAUCCUGGGAAAGAACGGACGGAUGGAUGAGAUCACCAGCGGAUACCUUACAGACGGCGGCCUUCAUCUGUAUGCGCGGAACGCAGGGCGAGCCUCAGACGCAGCUUCUUCUCGAGAAAUCUCCCAGAGAGGGAGCAAAGAGGUGCAGGGUGACAUCGACAGUUGGGACGACAGCAGCUCGGUGAGCAGCGGCCUGAGCGACACGUUGGACAACAUCAGCACCGACGAUCUGAACACACCCGCCUACUCCGCCGUCAGCUCGUCACGCAAAAGCAAAGGAGCACAGUCACAGAAAGGCAGCAGGUCCAAGCAUGCGGGCCAGGAGGUGAGCAGCAGCUGGGCCGGAGCAGAGGACUUAAAGAAGGUGGAGGAAGAGCUGGACUCGAGCAUGGACCCAAGCAGCAGCUCCUCCCGAUGGAAGUCUACCUCAUCCUCGUCCUCCUCGUCGUCUCAAGCCCAGGGCCAGUACGAGGACGCGGGUCAGAAGGCUGCCGCGCUGGCCCAGAUGUCCCAAACGGGCUCGUGGAGGAGGGGCAUGACGGCCCAGGUGGGCAUAACGCCACCCAGGACCAAAGGAGCCUCUGCUGCCCUCAAAUCACCAGGCAAAACUGAUGAUGCUAAGGCCUCAGAGAAGGGCAAAGCGCCUUCCAAGAGUUCAGCUGGCAUCCAGCGCUCCCCCUCGGACGCCGGGAAGAGCAGUGGAGACGAAGGUAAGAAGCCUCCCUCUGGAAUCGGACGCCCACCGACCACUGGUUCUUUUGGAUACAAGAAGAUCCCGGGUACCGCUGGUACUUUAAUCACCUCCAGCGGUGCAACGCUAGCCAGCGGCUCGGCCACAUUGGGCAAGGCGCCCAAAUCCUCAGCCGGCCUCGGCAAAGGAGCAGGCAUCGGCGGCGUGCGUAAAACUAGUCUGGAUGGCUCGCAGCCCGAGGAUGACGGCAUCCUCCUCAGCUGCGGCUCCAAAGUGACCCUGCAGUACCGCUCUCUACCCAGACCAGCUAAAUCCUCCAGCGGGGCGGCGGCCGGGCGCAGCAGCGGGCACCGCUCCAGCUCCAGCAGCGUCGACUCCAAUGUCAGUGGCAAGUCGGCGGCGACGCAAACGGGCGCCAAGCGCAGGGAUGGAAAAGUGGGCUCGGACCGCUCCAGUCCUAUUACCAUCAACCAGACGGACAAAGAGAAAGUGUCGGUGUCAGACCAGGACGCAGCAGCAGCAGGACUGUCCACGUCCCCUAAGUCCAGCCCCACGUCCAGUUCAGCGGGCCAGUCGGGCCUCAGGCAGCCCGGCUCCAAGUACCCUGAUAUCGCUUCUCCUACGUUCCGCAGAUUGUUUGGUACCAAAGCCAGCAGCAAGGCCAGCUCUCCGGGCACGCCCGACUCGGGCAAGUGCCCCUCAUUACUGGGCAGCCCCCACGGCACGCUGGCGAGACAGGCCAGCCUGGACUCGCCCUCCUCCGGCACGGGGAGCCUGGGCAGCGCUGGCGGCAUGAGUGGUGGCAGUAGCCCCCUUUACGGUAAAACCCCAGACCUGUGCGCCGACUCCCCAGCCUCCAGCCCGGCCUCUGGCCUCUCGCUGCCCUCCAACGCUCGGCCCUGGCCUGCCUGUAGCUCGUCAGCGGGCAGCAAGGACACACUGAGCUGCCAAAGCAUGACCAGUCUGCACACCAGCUCUGAGUCCAUUGAUCUGCCGCUGGGCCACCACGGACCCAAGGUUACGCGAACCGGCAGUGUCAAGUCCACCCUGUCAGAGGGCAUGCCUCUCGACAGAAACACGCUUCCCAAAAAGGGACUGAGGUACCCGCCCUCCUCCCGGCAGACGUCCCACGAGGAGGGGAAGGAGUGGUUAAGGUCCCAUUCUACAGGGGGGCUUCAAGACACUGGCAGCCAGUCCCCACUGUCUCCUCCUGGAGCUGCCUGCACCACCACUGGAAAAUACCACUACUCCAACCUGCUGAGCCCCACAAACAUCAGCCAGUACAACCUGCCACCGGGCAGCACCAGCAUGAGCCGCUCCAACAGCAUCCCCGCACAGGACUCCUUCGACCUGUACGGAGAGGGUCACCCGCUGGGUGGCAGCGCAACCUCCCUGGAGGACCGACCACGGGGCAUCAGCCGCUCGGGCUCCUUCAGGGACAGCACUGACGAAGUCCAUGGCUCGUCAUUGUCUCUGGUCUCCAGCACGUCCUCACUCUACUCUGCGACGGAGGAGAAAGCACACUCCGAGGGCCAAACAGUCCUAAAUUCCACGCAAAUCAGAAAGCUGCGUCGGGAGCUGGACGCGUCUCAGGAGAAGGUGGCGACCCUGACGUCUCAGCUGUCUGCCAACUCUCACCUGGUGGCCGCCUUCGAGAAGAGCCUGAGUAACAUGACCUGCCGCCUGCAGAGCCUCACCAUGACCGCCGAACAAAAGGAGUCUGAGUUGGUAGAGUUGCGGGAGACGAUAGAGACGCUGAAGACCCAGAACACAGACGCACAAACAGCCAUCCAGGUGGCGCUCAAUGGCCCAGACCACCUCCAUAAAGACCUACGGAUUAGACGGCAACACUCUUCAGAAAGUAUGUCCAGUAUCAACAGCGCAGCCAGUCACUCCAGUAUGGGCAGUCUGGGAAAGGAUGCUGAAGACAAGAAGAAGAAGAAGAAGAGCUGGUUACGCAGCUCCUUCAAGCAGGCGUUCAGCAAGAAGAAAAACAAAUCCCAGUCAGCCCAUGAUGAAAUGGACGAAAUGACCGACUCGCUUCCGUCCUCUCCCAAACUGCAGCACGACAACCGACAAGGCAGCCUGGCCACUCUGCACUCCUCACCCUCCACCACAGAGCUUUGUGAAUGCACGGAGGCCGAGGCUGAAAUCGUCCUGCAGCUGAAGAACGAGCUGAGGGAGAAGGAGCUCAAGCUGACGGACAUCCGGCUAGAGGCGCUAAGCUCCGCCCACCACCUGGACCAGAUCCGAGAGGCCAUGAACCGCAUGCAGAAUGAGAUCGAGGCGCUGAAAGCAGAAAACGAUCGUCUUAAGUCCAGCGGGAACGCCACGCCGACGGCCACGCCUGUGAAGACGGCCCGGCCGCCCUCCGAGACCUCCAGCACGUCCUCGUCCUCCUCGCGCCAGUCCCUUGGACUGUCGCUCAAUAACCUCAACAUCACCGACACCAUCAUGUCAGACAUUCUGCUGGACGACGGCUACGAGGGAAAUCUACGCAAGGAGGGCCGGAGCGUACGAAUAGUGGUUGCCAUCAGCAGAGGGCCAAAGACCACCAAGGGCAAACAUAGUCAGGAGUACCUGAUUGGCUCGAUCGGUGUGAGCGGCAAAACAAAGUGGGAUGUCCUGGAUGGAGUAAUCCGACGCCUCUUCAAGGAGUACGUGUUUCGUGUGGACCCUCUUACCAGCCUUGGCCUCAGCUCAGACAGCAUCGUCUGCUACAGGAUGGGCGAGGUGGUUCGCUCCCACACUUCUGAAGUGCCUGAGCUGCUUCCCUGCGGCUACCUGGUGGGCGACAACAAUGUCAUCAAGGUCAACCUCAAAGGUGUGAAGGAAAACAGCAUCGACAGUCUGGUGUUCGACACGCUGAUCCCCAAACCCAUAGUCCAGCGGUACCUCAACCUGUUGAUGGAGCAUCGACGAAUCAUCCUCUCAGGACCCAGCGGCACGGGCAAAUCCUUCCUUGCUGCUAAGCUGGCCGAGUACAUCAUCUCUCAGAUGGGGCAGGAGGUGACGGAGCACAACGUGGCCAGCUUCAACGUGGACCAGAACUCCAGCAAGGACCUGCGUCAGUACCUGUCCACACUGGCAGAACAGUGUAACUCUGAGGAAACGGACACAGAGCUCCCCACUGUGGUCAUCCUGGACAAUCUGCACCACAUCGGUUCUCUCAGUGACAUAUUCAACGGCUUCUUGAACUGCAAAUACCACAAAUGCCCUUAUGUUAUUGGGACCAUGAACCAGGGAGUGUCUUCCUCUCCCAACCUCGAGCUCCACCACAACUUCAGGUGGGUUCUGUGCACCAACCACACCGAGCCAGUCAAAGGCUUCCUGGGCCGUUUCCUGCGGCGGAAGCUGAUUGAGACGGAGAUCAAUAAGAACAUGCGCAGCAAUGACCUGAUUAAGAUCAUUGACUGGAUCCCCAAGACCUGGCAGCACCUCAACGGCUUCCUGGAGGCUCACAGCUCCUCUGAUGUCACAAUAGGCCCCCGUCUCUUCCUGUCGUGUCCCAUGGAUGUCGAAGGCUCUCGGGUUUGGUUCACUGACCUCUGGAACUAUUCUCUGGUGCCCUACCUGCUGGAGGCGGUCAGGGAGGGGCUUCAGCUGUACGGCAAAAGAGCAGCAUGGGAGGAUCCAGCCAAGUGGGUGAACGACACGUAUCCGUGGAACGCCGCAGCUCGCCAGCAAGAAGGCCAGUCGCUGCUCCAGCUCAGGCCGGAGGACGUCGGAUACGAAGGCUACAGCUCAUCCAAGGAGGGAGCCUCAUCCAAGCAGGUGUCUCAGAGUGACACGGAGGGAGACCCACUGAUGAACAUGCUGCUACGGCUGCAGGAGGCAGCUAACUACUCGAGCACGCAGAGCUGCGACAGUGACAGCACCAGUCACCAUGACGACCAGCUGGACUCCUCGCUUGAGUCGGCUCUAUGAGACACCCGGGACGCUUUGAGCCCUCCAACGCUACCAGACAUCCCUUAAGUGCACGGAUGCAUCGUAUAUGAAAAGUUUUAUCAUCCAGAAUGGUAUACCCGGCGUUUCACAGAAAACACUUUUUUUUUUAACCUGACAAAGGUGAAAUAUUUGAUCAGAUUAUCAUAUUUAAAGAGGAGGAUCAUAUUUAGUCCUAAGGGAUCAAAAUGCGAAACUAUUGUGAAAUCGGCUCCAUUUUAUUUUCAAUACAUUUCAUUUGGACUGGUCAUUUUACAAUGGAUGUAUGACAUUUUAGAGUACGACUUUUCAAAUAUGUGUGUAAAUGGGUCAUGUCUGACGAGGGACAGAGGCUCCUCUGAAGUCGACCUCUGAGGAGUAAAUCCCGUCACUCGUUUUAAGUUGAACUUUGGGUCUCCAAAGUGUCGAGAAAAAAAGAAAAAGCCAAGAGUUUGUCUUAACAAGACUGGACUUUUCUUUUCUUUUCUUUUUAUCCCAGAUAUAUAUUCAGAUGUUUACAAUGGGGGGGGGGGGGGGGGGGGGGUUAGGGUUCUGUUGUUUAUGUCUCUCCUUGUUUACAGAGGUGCUUCUCACACAGACACAUACAUUCAUACACAUGCACUUAAACACAGGCAGCAGGAGGACGCCGGCCUUUAAUCAGGGGCUUCAAUUGGUCUAAGCCCCCCCAUGUGACCAACAAUCCAGCCUGCUGAAAUGUCAUUGAGCAUGGCACCUUUUUUAUACCACUGUAGGACCCCCACGUCUAACCCGCCUGUCUCACUAAGAGGAAGAUUUUGGGGCGUUUUAGGUGAUUUAACUCCCUCUAGUGGUCAAAAUGGAGGCUCUCAACUGUUGAAUUUCUUCAAUCACAUAUCAGUUUAAAUGUAAUUGCUUGUGCUUUAAGUAAUGGAAAAGCCAACAAUCUGUUGUAUAAUUAAACUGGCUUCUUAAAAGUCACCACUUUAGAUACGUCUCUCCUUGUUUACCACUAUAUCAUCUUAUUCGGGUGGUCUUUGCCUUUCCUGCGCAUUGAGACAAUUCUGCAACUCCGUGAUGUAGAAAUUCGCUGAGCCUCUAUAGUCAAACUAGCGUCACAAGAAUGACUUUUUUUCAUGACAUAGCGCUCACAGCCCUCCUCCUCAGGGGUCAGUCGAGCCUCAUGGUGCUGGUCUCCCUCCCUGAACCUCCACAGUGUCAGGCACUGCCAAGCCGCUCCUCGCUGCCCUGCGUGCCAACAACAAGCACAACGAAAAAAAGCGCAUUGUCUGUGUGUCAUCCAGCAACGCUGCUACUGUGAAGAAAGGAAGUAGACAAGUGCCAAUGUUUCCCUUUGAUUUACUGCCAAACGUGCACACAAACACACAAACGCACACACCCACGAUUCACAGCGGACCAUGGUUGUAUACUUAGAUUAAGUAUUGUUCUUGGCUUUCCACGCUCCACGGCCUGUUGUCACUCUUCAGUUAAGAAUUCACCGCAAAAACAGCAUGAAGCGCCCUCUGUGGGUCAUCACAGAAAUGUUUCAAGUGACCGUUAGCUUAACUUCAACAGAUGUUCAAAGGAUAGCUAUGUUUGUCAAGCUUAAAACUCCUCCACAUGUUAAAAUGUGAGAAAAUAAAACUUAAAUAUAAGGAAAUAGCUGCAAAUAUAAGCAACAAUUUUCAUAUUAGCACUUUUCAUAAUUGGUUAACCAGCUUGCAGCCUCAGUAUUUACUCAGUGUUACCCCCUAAACUUCUUUAUGUGUUCAGUUAGGAGUAGAACAACUUUCAACUCUAUCAUCCACAGCGGAUAGAAUCGAAUAGUCUUUCCUUCCUUUGUCUUUUCUCAUCCUUUAAAAAACACCAGGGUUGUGUCUGAAAUCAUACACUCAUUCACCUACUCACCUAAAAGUGAAAAGGAAGUGAUUUCACACACGGCCCAGGUCUUACUAGCUUAAUCGACUCCUCACCAGUCGAUUAAGCUAGUAAGACCUGUAUCAUUAGCCUCAGUCUUUUGGGCUUGUAUUAUUUGUAUCACCUUAUCAAGAGUAUCAUUUAAAAAAAUGAUAAAUUAAACAUUAAAAACUAGCUUACUAGCUCUUUUUUUUCAUGAAGCUACAGCUGACAAAGCUGAGCGGCUGCUUUUAUUUAUCUUCAUUCUGAACACUCAAGAACCAUAGUUUCAAAAAUGAUGACGAGAUUUAGACGCAACAUACACGUGUUAUUUAAAAUAAAAAAUAGAUGUGAGGAUUUAAAGCUUGACAAACAGAAACAGUGACUUUGGUAGUCGGGACUAAGCUAACGGUCAGUCGUAAGUGAAGUCAGAGGGUAACCUUUAUGGAAAACUAAGCAAAAAAUAAAUAAACCUGAAAGUCUAACAUGAACAGAUAUGAUACAGAGCUAUUAUAAGAACACAUGAGUGAUAUUGAGCUGACAGUGUCCUGUAUGUGGAAGCUUCUGGUUCUCAUGUGAUCGUCGUGCUCAGCAGCUGCAUCCAUCUGAGAUCUUUGUUGUACCAAAAAGAAUCCAAAGUAUUUCUCAAUGCAAGAUCAGCGCGAGAGCUGAGUAAUGGAACAAUGAUACUGGUGCUUUCUCACUGCCUUAAUUGUGCAAAGAUUUGGGAUGCGUCCUGCGCUCCCAUUGGCUAUAGUGAGAAAUAGAGAUGUGAUGUCGGAUGAUGAUUAUCUGCUUCCUGCUACGUCAAAGAAGCUGAUAGUAGUAAAAAACAAAACAAAAAAAACAGCCUCUUUUUUUAAAUUAUUGUUGAAGUCUCUUCCUCCAAACCUCCCUUUUAUUGUUUCUGACAUUUAAAGUAUAAAAGAGUUGAUGCUGUAUUUGAAUUAUAUCUGACCAAUAUUGUAAAAACAUUUGAAAAGGGGUGGGGUGUUUUUUAAGUUGUUUUUUGGCCCAGUUGAGCUGGGCUCACUUGAACUGACAGGAGCACAACCAAACGGAUUUUGGGUUUUCUAGCCUGACGAGCAUGUUUUGAAGCUUUUUAAACGGGGAUGCAUUGAGAAGAGACCUUUAUGUAUGCGUGUAUCGGACGGAAGCCAUUUAGAAUUUUGAUUGUCCUCUCUUUGUUUAUCAAGUGGGUUGGUUUUGCACACGAUGAGGUUGGGGUGGGUUGUAUAUACUUAAGUCUUGCACAGUAAAUCAAAGAUGCAUUCUGCCCUGUUGAUGUUACAAUAUGCUUAACCCGCUGAGUAAAUUAUUGUACAGCGAGAACGGAGAGAGAAAAAAAAAAGAAAUGCAAAAACCCGACAUGCUGUCAGAAGCAGGUGUGUGUCUUGUGGUGGUUGGAUGUUUUGCCUAUGCAGGAGGUAUACGGUGUACAGUAUCGAACUGUCUUUAACUCACAAAAAAAUCACAUCCUGAGAACACGAUAUAGACACUUUCCCACUAUAUUCCCCCAUAUUUCCCGUCUUUAGGAAUGCCUGUUGUUCCUUAGAAGCACUUCCUCUCUGGACAUUUUAACCCAAGCGUACCGCCACGUUAGGCUCGCAGGCUGUCCGAGGCACUGAAGCUGACCUGACACCGUACUGUAUACAUUCAACGACAAACCAACAGGUGCUACUGGUCAGUAAGAAGCCCAUCAGAGACCAAGACGUCAUGUUCUCUCAACCUCAGGACAAUCCUAUCCUCUACAAUCCUACCUGUGUUCAGCUUCUCCCGUGUCUCUGCAGCCAAGCCUCGCAUUUAUUUUGAUUUAUCUGACCGCCGUGGACGACCUUGUGUCUGCAAAGGUGGGCAGCAGUUGCAGGAUAAGGGGGGUAGUUACUGUGGUGACGGGUUCUUCCGCACCUACAGUUACGCCCACAUAUCAUACAGCUUAGAUCUCCAAUAAUUCAAACACUCUCCUGUUAUAGGCGCAUGAGUUCUCGAGCACGCAGAACGUUGACACCGUAAACAGUGUACACUAUAGUCUCAAUUAUCAACCGGUAUUUUCCCCCACAUUACACUUCGCAGUUAAAUCUCAGUUGAAAACCAUAUAGCAUUUACUCUGGGUUAAGAAAAAAAAAAUGUUUCUUUUUUCUUUUUGGGUGAAACAUUUGUCCUUAAAUGUUUUAUAUUUUGUACAUUUGUAUGUAACAUAUCAUGUAAAUAGACAGAGACAGUGAUUUAACUCAUCUGGAGGAUUUUGUAGUCUUUGUAAAGCCCUAAUAAAUGGUAUUUGGUGUCACACGA